Molecule: messenger RNA, 2411 nt
Organism: Puntigrus tetrazona (Sumatra barb)
Lineage: Eukaryota; Metazoa; Chordata; Actinopteri; Cypriniformes; Cyprinidae
Product: leukotriene B4 receptor 1-like
Exons: 1
Coding region: 1022-1999 (325 amino acids)
Biological process (GO): G protein-coupled receptor signaling pathway; immune response
Cellular component (GO): membrane
Molecular function (GO): G protein-coupled receptor activity
Source: RefSeq, a predicted model, not a curated record
CUACUGUGGAAGUGAACACCACAUUAAUUCUACUUAAUUUAUAAUGGUCUAUAUCAUAUUUUGACAUUGUUUAUUUAAGAUCUGCACAGUACCUUGCAACGUCUUGUGAGUGGUUAGAUGCUUAGUGUUAUUUGAAUGUUUUCUGUGUGGCUAAUGUGGGCUAGCUAAUACCUUUAACUGAACAAUGAUAUGUAGUUGCAGAGUUACUUCAACAGCUGUCGAAAGGGUACCAUCAAAAUGAUAACAUUAAAAAAUGUUCAGUGCAAAUGGGUCAUACUACACAUUGAUCUGAUAUCUGAUCUUAUAGCUGUCUAAGGUACAAAAUAUUGUAAUAUUGUUGUUACUACUUGAGGGUGAGUAAACAAUGGCAGAAUUUUCUUUUUUGGAAAACUAUUCCUUAAAGAAAAGACACUUUUGCUACACCACAGCCAGGAUAAGGCACAAAGUUUUGACAUUUCUUAUAAAAGGUAAGGUUCACUCAAAACUACUAAAGUGAGAGAAAUUUGUUGGCAGUAUGGUAUUUUUACGUGCUGAAUAGACCAACAGGAAAUGUGUGUGAGUGAGAAAAGAAGUGUUGGAGCUCCUACAUAUUCUUCAUGAAAAGUUUAAUACUUAAACAUACAUCCAGGGGACAUGGGUAGAUAGACUGAAGUGUUAUAAUUGGAUGAUAUAGUAUGUAGAUUUGAUUAGAAUAUAAAUGCAGAGUCAACAUAUUUCUCUUGGCCACUCUCUGCAUUUGUAAGAAUGUUGAUAAUUUUCUUGCAAUAAAAAACCUUUAAAACUAUAUUAAAACAGACAAUUGCCAUGAUAAUUAACUUCUGAUCUUUUAUCAUGUAAUGAUAUAUUGUGUCAUGUUGCUAAUUAAUUAUAAAUUAAAGUGUUGCUAAAACCUGGCAAUGUGGUUUUGUUUUGUGUUUCCUGCUAUAGGUAAUCAUUUAGCACAUGUCAUUUUGUAGGAGGGGUUAUUUCAGGAACUCAUGUUUUGUUUUUUGAAUAUUAGAGAAGAAAAAUAUAUUUGAUCAUGAUGGAGAACAAGGUAGGCUUCAAUUCAACAUCUAACAGCACUGCUGUGGGUUCAGAGAAGAUCGCUCCUGCUGUAGUUCUGGGUUUGUGUUGUUUGGUUGGUUUGCCAAGCAACAUUGUAGUAAUCAUCAGCAUUGCUCGUGAGUGGAACAGCAGUCUGAGCUUUACCUUGAAAUUAAUGCUAAACCUUGCAGUCUCUGAUACUUUGACACUUUGCCUUCCUCCUUUUGUGCUGUAUGGAAUACUGUUUGGAUGGAAAUUUGGCCUUUGGUUUUGUAAGUUCCUGUUUUUUGUGGGUCACUGGAGUCUGUAUGUUGCUGUUCUGACGGUCACCUCCAUGAGCGUGCACCGAUAUCACAAUGUCAUCAAGUCAAGAAUCACUAACAGGAUGAUACUGCAGAGACUGGAAAGACGGCACAGGAACCUUCAGCUGCUUGGCAUCUGGAUUCUAGCCUUUGUUUUUGCCCUGCCAGUAUUUUUUACUCAAGGAGUCAAAGACAGUGAUGGAUUGCUAAGAUGUCAGAGAGCAGUGAAGUCACAGUCAGUAGAAGUGACUGUUUUGCUUUUCGAGAUCCUGUUGGGGUUCGUCAUCCCAUUUUGUAUAAUGUUGACAUGUUAUCUAUGGUUGGACAAAGGGUUGAAACGAAAACCCAAGAGCUCCAGUCUAACUACAGCUCCACAGGACCAGGAACCCAGAAACCAGGGGAAACACAUAAGGACUUAUAAGAAGAAGCUUGUGAUCAGCAUCAUUGUGGCUUUCUUUCUGUUUUGGACUCCUGUGCACAUUAUCAAUGUGAUUGAUAUAAUCACUACUCUGACUAAAACAUCUCAUCCAGAUGUUCAUAAUCAACUGAAGUCCUUCCGAGGAGUAUGUGGUGAUACAAGCAAGUCUCUGGCUUUGCUAAACUGUUGUUUGAAUCCUUUUCUGUAUGCCAUCUCUUCAUGGAAACUCAUGAAAUGUUUUGAAACGAGCUAAUUUAAAAAUUUAGAAUUAUUUGCAGUCAAAUAUGCUUUAAAGACUUAAUAAGAAAUAGUGCUUAGAGAUAUUUGGUUUGUAAUAAUAGCAGAACUUUAUAAUGUUCCAUAAGUAACCAUGCUUUGAAAGUGCUAUACUGUAUACUGCAGGACAUGCAUAGUUUUCUAUUACUACUUGUUCAACCUCCACGUCAUAAUCACAAUAUAUUUAUAAUCAUAAUGUGUUACUCAUUUUUGUGAACAAGUUGCGAUUGCUUUAGUACAUUUGUGAAAUGAUUAUGUAUAUCUGCAGUUUCCUACAUUAUCAGAUGUUAAUAUCAUUUAUCAAUAUAAAUGUAUUAUAUAGUUCUCUGUGCUAUUGUCUUACCCCUCAGAAAGUAGUCAUUAUUUCAUCAUAUGUCAUUAAAUGCAAA